GGUGAUGUGCUGAUGGGAGCCGGUGAGAAGGCGAUGCGCUGCGGAAAGGUUGGGGACGAGCUGUUGGAGCUCUCCUCGUUGAUCUGUGCAGCCGAGAUGUUUGGGACGAGCUGCCGGAGUUACUGGUGGACGAAAAUUAAGAUCUGGAAGCACCAUUAUCUUCAGGCGCGACAACUUCGGGUGGUUCGACGACUUGGACGCUACGACGAUCUGGAGGUGCUUGCCGGCGCGCAUGGAUUGUUGAGUUCGAUUGAUGGAUCAGGAGGACGAUCACACAAUGACCUCAUCGCGGAGUUCAUCCAGGUCAUGGCCUACUCCUCCCUUGCGGACACCGCCCAACACCUCGACUCCUGCGGCUGGUGGCUCCGCCACCGUCCCUAGAUUGUCGGUGGACGAGGCGCAGGAGGAGGCAGUGCGCGAUCCAAUCCCUGGUGACCUCCUCGCCAUGGCGCCUCCUGGCGAAUCCCUGGACGAGCGCGAUAAGCUUAUGGCUAAGGGGACGGCGGGCGGCUUCCAGGAUCAAUCGGAGCUAGACGUGGGCACGGAUCGUGUGGUGAUGGGGAGGACCGAUUCUUCCUGGGGAGGAGGCAGCUGGCUGGGGGAGGAGUGAAAUUGGGGGAGGAGGGG
This is a messenger RNA of Lolium perenne, 627 nucleotides long. NCBI's taxonomy places the organism in Eukaryota, Viridiplantae, Streptophyta, Magnoliopsida, Poales, Poaceae. The record is from RefSeq and is a predicted model, not a curated record.